AUGGAUAUGGAUGUUACUGCGGGAGAGGAGGAAAAGGUCAUCCGAUUGACGGAGUCGAUGCGUAAGUCAUGUUGUAAGCAACACGACGAAUGUUACGAUCGACUGUUAGAGUCCAAGGCCUGCAAGAACAUUGUCCAUGCCUACAUCAGACCAUAUCGGUUUUGGCAAAAACGAUGCUGGAAGAAAGAUGCACAGGUCACGUGUUACUUGAUCCGUCGUCGACGACCUCGUGCUGUCUGGCAGUUUUCAUUAAUGAUUGAAUGUGCAACCGGUCGACCAGCAUGGCAUUAUAACAACUACGGAUGUUGGUGCGGACUAGGAGGAAAAGGGAUACCUGUUGAUGAUGUCGAUAGAUGUUGUCGCCUUCAUGACGAGUGUUACGAUGCCUUGGUUGAAGAUAAUGUAUGUUCUAAGGUUGGUUUGUACCUAUCACCGUAUCUCUAUCAAAGACGACAUUGCGAGUGGGAGAGAGUAGAAGACCGUGAAAUAUCAUGUGGAGAAGGAUCCGCAUGCCGAACAGGGUUGUGCGAAUGUGACCGCGAGGCGGCGCUCUGCCUGGCCAACGCAAGAUUCAACGACCAAUUUCGUCACUUCCAAAAAGACACGUGUGUCCCGAUCCCGUGAUCCAGUGAAGCGACCAAAGCAAGAAGCCCUAUAUUGUGGGCCCUUGUGGGUAAAAGAUGGACAUAAUUUUGAAACGGUGAAACUCAUCAGACAAGAGUCCGGGCUUGAAAAUGGACCUAACUUUGAAGCUAUGAAAACACAUCAGACAAGAAUCCCCGGCAAGAAUCUAGCCAGAACUCUUCGAGCAGAGUCACUCAAACUUUUGUCUUCUUUAUAUUGAUUUAGGAUAGUUCUUCAAAAGAGAUGAGUGCGUGUACAUUUGGGUUAUUCCUGAAAGUGUUUACUUACUUGUUCGCAGUUGCUCUGCGUUCAAAACAAUACCAUACAUAAUAUACAAUCUGUUUACAUAAUAUACAAAAUAAUCCAUAAUAUAUCAACAACAAUAUAUUCAUAAUACAUAAUGAAUACAAAAACAAAGAUGUGAGUAUAUACAAACCUUUUCUUUCAUAUAUAGAAAAUUAGGAGACCACCAUCGUAAACGGUAAAGGUGGAAAUUGAUGGCGGCCUCAUCAGCCAUUCUGAUUUUUAGUUAACUCGAAGUCAUAUAUAAUAAUAAUAAUAAUCCGCUUUUUUAUAUAGCGCUUUAUACAUCGGAAUGACGUGUCUAAGCGCUUUACAGAUAUAUUAUUACCCCGGUUAUCGGACUCAAUCAGUCAUUCCCGCACACAACGUGUGCACAUCCUCCACUCCCUGGGGAGUAUUCCAGUCAGUCGCCGGUGAGGCGCACACAGUACUGGACAAUCUACAAUGACUUUUACAUCCUACCGGGUACCCAUUUGGCAAAGUGUGGAUUAACGCCUUGCCAAAGGACGCCAGACCGCGGUGGGAUUCGAACACACGACCCUCUGAUUACAAGGCGAGAGUCAGAACCACUACACCACGGCUCCUCCCUGAUAUAUAUAUCAACCUGUAGAGUAAUUUUGGUUUUGAUAUUAUAGUUAUUGCAAUGUACCAUAACAGGGGCCGCGGCGGAACGGUUUUGAAAGUGGGGGCUGGCCAUGCAAAAAACCCACACAAUUAGGUGGUAAUUUUUACGUUUUUGCACACGGCUUGGAAAAAUUGGGGGUUGAAGCCCCCCCCCCCCCCUGGUUCCGCGGCCUUCCAUAACAAAUAUAACUGGUUCGAAUUGUAGUUUUUAAAUUGAACCAUAUGUCCAGUGUUCCGUGACGUCUCAACGAAUAGUUACGACGGUCAAUGUAUAUUUUCAGUGAUCGAAGUCAGGGAAGAAAUCUUUAAAUUUGUUUGUUUGUUUCUUGUUUUUGUCUUUUUUAGUAUUGAUACUACACUUUUAUUACUACAUUUUAUGAGUUUGACUGAAAUCCGAUCUGGGGGCCAUUUCAUAAAGAUGUUCGUAAGUCAAAGGUCAAGUCCACCCCAGAAAAAUGUUGAUUUGAAUAAAUAGAGAAAAAUCAAACUAGCACAACACUGAAAAAUUUCAUCAAAUUCGGAUGUAAAAUAAGAAAGUCAUGACAUUUUAAAGUUUCGAUUAUUUUUCACAAAACAGUGAUAUGCACAACUGAGUGACAUGCAAGUGAGAUAGUCGAUGAUGUCCCUCACUCACUAUUUCUUAUGUUUUUUAUUGUUUGAAUUAUACAAUAUUUUCAUUUUUUUUUACAAAUUUGACAAAAAUUUGACUGAACCAUAAAGUAUUAAACAAUGCUACUUCCACAUGUUCAGGGAGGAAUUAAUCGUUGUUUCACUUGGCAAUGAGGAGAAAAUUAGAAUAUUUCAUGUAAUAAAAUACAAAAGAAAUAGUGAGUGGAUGACGUCAUCAGUCUCCUCAUUUGCAUACAGACCAGGAUGUGCAUAUAACUGUUUUGUGAAAUUAAGCGAAACUUUAAAAUGUCAUAACUUUCUCAUUUUACAUCCGAUUUUGAUAAAAUUUUCAGUGUUAUGUUUGUUGGAUUUUUCUCUUAUUAUUUGAAUCAACAUUUUGUUGGGGUGGACUUGUCCUUUAAGAGUGACUUUAAGAACGACUGGGGAACCUUUCUUGUGGUAAAUGACAUUCAUAGGUGACUAUUGGCGUGUAAGAAAGUUUCACAAGUCGUUCUUAAAGUCGCUCUUAACUUACGAACAGCUUUAUGAAACACUCACCGGGCUUGUCAGUGUUAUCUUAGUUGGGUCUGGAUUAUCUCAAGGAAAAUCUUCCUGAAUUUUUCAAAGUUAGACGCCUGCGAUCGAGAUUGGCUAAAAUGUAGACAUGGAUAUAAAGUAGUAGUAGAAAGGUUAGAUCGCCCGUUACCAUGAUUACAAAGGCUGGAAGGGAGUGACAGCAUCACACGGAGGCAAAGACGAGGCCGUGUUCCGCCCUUUUUCCGCAUUUUCUUACCUUUGUGUUUUUAGAGAAGUGACGCGCAUGCAGACUUGUGUCUAGAAGAGAGGAAAUAAAGUCUGAUUCAAAGGCUUGUGAUGAAAUAAAAAUUUCCGAUUUCAAUGUUGUUAUUCUGUAACUGAAAUGAAAUAUUUGUAAUAUACAUUUUGUAAUUAUGUGCAAAAUUCAAACAAGGGAGACCUCCCAACUCCCUGAUUCAACCUAUAUUCUAAAAUAUAAGGCUUUUGUUUAAGUUAUACUUGCAUUUUAUAUAUCCUUUGGAGACCUGUAUAAACAUUCACAAUUUAUUAAUGGCUUUUAAUAAUUGUCAUUUCUAAAGAGAAAGAGACGAGUAGAAACAGCGUGAAUGGAUAAAGUUUAAAUUCAGAUUGCUUUUUUUUUUGUAAUGUACAUUGCUAUAUUUUCCUAAUUGUUGUACGCUCGAAAAUAAGAUAGAAAUGCAUAUAUUAUAACCGACAAAAUUAAGAUUUAAAAGAUUGUUGAUUUCCUUUUAUUUAGGAUUUACAUUUUGUUACAAAGGGUACACAAAGGAUUUUUAUUUUUGUUGAAUCGCUAAAAACAAAAUGAGACAUUUAUGUGUUCUUCCAUCUAUAAAAAGUUUGUCCACGCUUACAUUUUUGAAAUCUUUUCUCUUUCGAUCUUUGUGUAAAUUAAUGAUUUUGAUUUUAUAAAUACAAAUUAUAUAAUAAAAGGGAGUUAAAAUGUUUGAGAUCAUCUAUUUU
Molecule: messenger RNA, 3678 nt
Organism: Lytechinus pictus (painted urchin)
Lineage: Eukaryota; Metazoa; Echinodermata; Echinoidea; Temnopleuroida; Toxopneustidae
Product: basic phospholipase A2 1-like
Exons: 5
Coding region: 1-624 (207 amino acids)
Biological process (GO): phospholipid metabolic process; arachidonate secretion; lipid catabolic process
Molecular function (GO): phospholipid binding; calcium ion binding
Source: RefSeq, a predicted model, not a curated record